This is a messenger RNA of Beta vulgaris subsp. vulgaris (sugar beet), 2885 nucleotides long. RefSeq names its product DEAD-box ATP-dependent RNA helicase 28. Gene Ontology annotation, molecular function: nucleic acid binding; RNA helicase activity; ATP binding. The record is from RefSeq and is a predicted model, not a curated record. The transcript is spliced from 11 exons. Bases 333 to 2507 code for a protein of 724 amino acids. Lineage: Eukaryota; Viridiplantae; Streptophyta; Magnoliopsida; Caryophyllales; Amaranthaceae.
UGGUCAUUUUACAGGGCAAAACGUACUAAUUUAGGAAAAAAAAAAGUAUAACAUAUAUUUUGCACCAUUUCAUUUUAGAAAAGUGUAGCAUGUAAAAAAAAAAAAAAUAGAAGAAAUAUAUAAAUUUAUUUUUUUGCGCUUCUAAAAUUGUGUGCAAUGACAAAAAAUUCUUCUUAUCAUAAAUUCUCAAAAGGAAAAAAAAAAAAAACAAAUUUACCCCUUUCCUUUCUCCUUAUGGUAGUAGUAUCUCUUAAACCCUUGUAAAACCAUUGCAGAAACCCUCCCUCCGUUUUCUCUCAUUCCACCCUACUACUCUCUCUCUUUCUCUCCAAAUGGGUUCCGGCUUCGUAUUCGAGGCUCCAAGCGACGAAGAAUCCGAACACGAACUCAACUCCGACGACGAACAACAAACCAAAUCAGCUUGGGACUUCGCCGCUUACUCCGAAGCCGUCGCCGAAGAACACGCCCGCCGCCACACCACCUCUGUCGACCAAAAAAUCCAAAAACUUCGCCUGCAGAAAAACUCCUCUCAUUCUAACCCUACUUAUUCUGACUCUGGCUCCGAUUCCGAUUCCGAGCACAACAAACAAGAGGAUUACAAGCCAGAGGAGGGAGAUGAUGAUGAUAAUGAUGCUGUUGAUGUUAAUAAUAAGAAGCCUUUCUUUGCAGCAGCUGAAGGUGUUUCCUAUCAAGCUAUAUCGUUUCUCGAACUCAAUCUUUCGAGGCCGUUGCUUCGAGCUUGUGAAGCGUUGGGGUACUCUAAGCCUACUCCAAUCCAGGCAGCUUGCAUACCAUUAGCGAUGAACGGACGUGAUAUAUGUGCCAGUGCAAUUACCGGUUCCGGGAAGACCGCAGCUUUCGCCUUGCCAACUCUGGAGAGGUUGUUAUUCCGGCCAAAGCGUGUACCAGCAAUUAGGGUUCUUAUACUUACUCCGACAAGGGAGCUAGCUGUCCAGGUCCACAGUAUGACAGAAAAACUUGCUCAGUUUACAGAUAUAAGAAGCUGUCUGAUUGUUGGUGGACUAUCACCUAAGGUGCAAGAGGCUGCAUUAAGGUCGUUGCCAGAUGUGGUUGUGGCCACCCCAGGACGCAUGAUUGAUCAUUUACGGAAUUCAAUGUCUGUAGAUUUGGACGAUCUUGCUGUUUUGAUUCUUGAUGAGGCUGAUCGACUAUUGGAGCUUGGUUUUAAUGCUGAGAUUCAAGAACUUGUUCGCAUGUGCUCCAAGCGGAGGCAGACACUGCUGUUUUCUGCCACAAUGACUGAACAGGUGAACGAGCUUGUCAAACUAUCUCUAAAUAAACCCAUCCGUCUGUCAGCUGAUCCUUCUGCUCAGCGGCCAGCAACUUUGACUGAGGAGGUUGUGAGAAUAAGGAGAACACGUGAAGCCCAUCAAGAGGCUGUGCUUCUUGCAUUAUGCUCAAAAACAUUCACAUCCAGAGUUAUCAUUUUUAGUGGAACAAAGCUGGCUGCUCACAGGUUGAAGAUCUUGUUUGGAUUAGCGGGCCUUAAAGCAGCAGAGAUUCAUGGCCAUCUUACACAAGCUCAGCGUCUUGAUUCUCUUGAACUGUUUAGAAAACAGGAAGUAGACUUCUUGAUUGCGACAGAUGUUGCUGCUCGAGGGCUUGACAUAGCUGGAAUUCAGACAGUCAUUAACUUCGCAUGUCCUCGAGAUCUUACAACAUAUGUGCAUCGAGUAGGUCGUACAGCAAGAGCUGGUAGGGAAGGAUAUGCUGUCACAUUUGUCACGGAUAAUGACCGUUCUCUACUAAGGGCCAUUGCAAAAAAGGCUGGUUCUAUGUUGAAGAGCAGAAUUGUUGCUGAACAAUCGAUAAAUAAGUGGGUGCAGAAAAUUGAACAGAUGGAAGAUCAGGUUAUUGCUAUUGUUCGUGAAGAGAGAGAAGAAAUGGCUCUGAGAAAAGCCGAGAUGGAAGCAUCAAAGGCUGAAAAUCUGAUUGUUCACAGGGAUGAAAUUUUCUCCCGGCCUAAAAAGACAUGGUUUAUAACGGAAAAGGAGAAAAAAUUGAUGGCAAAGGAGAUGAAGGCAUCCUUGGGAAAGGAAAAAAAUUCUGGUAAUGAUGUUGUCAGUGCCCAGCAAGCAGAAGACCUGAAAAUGAAGGAAAAAAGGAAACGAGAGCGUGAGAAAAAUCUGCCUAGGAAGAAACGCAGAAAGCUGGAAGCUGCUAGGGAGAUGUUGGAAGAGGAAAACGAGUCUGGUGAUUCAGAAGAGGAGAAUAAAAAGGGUAGGAAAGAUAAAAGUGGAAUACCACUUGUUGAUGUGGCCUACCGCAGAGCAAAAGCUAUCAAGGCUGGGAAUAAGGCUCAAGAAGCUGGUAAAAAAAUUAAAAAGAUAGGGAGGAAAGCAACACAACCUCAGUCAAGAACAGAAGAGAUGCAGGAGCUAUUCCAGACUGAUAUGAGUGAGAGACGGUUGAAAAAGACUGUUCAGCGAGCUGGACAAAAGGCAAAAAGUUCAUUUAAGAGCAAAUCAAGGUAUAAGCGGAAGUAGAUUUCAUCCAUUCAAGAUUAUUGACAAUCUUUCAAAGCGAGCAGGAGUUGCACGUCAAGCAAUCAAUUUUCACUUCCGUAGAACAUAUAGGAAGGCAUAGCCCGAAUUCCAUUGGGCAAUCUUCAUUGGAAUUGUGCUGGCUCUCAGCAAGAUUGGUAUCAGCAUGCUCUAGGAGUUCAGCAAGAGAUUAAAUUUAGCGUUGCCUAUCCUUGGAGGGUACUCAGGAUUAACCUGUGGUGAUCAUGCUUCAAGAAAGCUUGACAGUGGCUUUGGUUUGUAAUUUUUCAAGAAAGCUUGAUAGUAGCUUUGGUUUGUAAUUUUUGAUACUAUUGCUAAUAUAUGUACUAUAUAAAUUAGUGAAAGAUGAUUAGUUGUACA